Messenger RNA from Tetranychus urticae (two-spotted spider mite), 2769 nucleotides. RefSeq names its product UNC93-like protein MFSD11. The record is from RefSeq and is a predicted model, not a curated record. NCBI's taxonomy places the organism in Eukaryota, Metazoa, Arthropoda, Arachnida, Trombidiformes, Tetranychidae.
AUAUAAUUUUUUAUUGAAUUUACUGCGAAAACCAUUAAAUUUUUGAUCUUUUAUGGGUUCCACAAGAAACGCUAACUGAAGUCCAACACAAGUCCAGAACGCUUAGCUGCCUUAUCCUGCUUUUUUCCAAAUUAGUUCCUCAGCUUUCUUUAGCUUUACAUAAUGCCACGAACCUCUCAUUAGAAAGAGCUGGAGCUAAUUCAGGCAGUUUUCGUCCUUUCUAACGAGUUCGAUAUCAUUUUCCGAAGCCAAGCAAUAACUAGCUUUGAGUAUUGCACUAUUUUCGAGAGUUUGUUUAAAGAUUACUGUUGAUCAUAAAUUAAUGAUGAUACAUGUGUUCCAUCACUUACAUACCAUGUUUUAAGGAUAACAAAAGCCAGAAAAUUUCUUUGGAUUGUUGUUUAUCUCGUUAUUUAUUGCUCUACAAAGUGAUCGGAAAGUUUUUGAUGCGUGGUGUGAGGCCUUAUUAGAAGAGAAUAAAAUACCAAAUCAAACAGUGUCUUUGUGCGUAGAAGGGGAAAAAGCACCUCACACCAGAAACUUUCCGAUCACUCUGUAGAUGAAUAACUGCUCUGGCGUCACUCUUAAAUACCCGGAACUUCAAAUGAUUCACAAAGAAAAGACUCUGAUAUUCAUUCGAUUAAUCUAAAAGAUUAGAAGGCGUAGAAGGCUAAAAUUGUACAUUUUUAUCGAAAUUUAAUAGUCCAUCAAAAAUUCGCUGUGAAGCUCAUCAAUACAAAGUUGGCUCGCUCGAGCUGACCUGUAGUUCUCGAGGUAUUUUGGUGCAAAGUUAACCUGUUCUCUGAAAGACCUUGUAUCUUCAUCAUAUCUGAUGGGAUUUAGUAUUCCAAUGGAGGCUGAAUAGUUUGAGAUUAAGAGCAGAAAGCCAUCUUAAUCCAUUAUUAAUAUUACAAUCAAUUGUUUUUAAUCCAGACUUUAUGCAACCUUAAUAUCAAUUCUCAAGGAGCGUGAUAUCGAUUAGUGUACAACUCCCAGAGAUCAGUUUAUCAAGGAAAGUUUGGACCCUAAAGUAGCUAAAGUUUACAGAUUACUUGAGCUGUAUAUAAAGCUAAAAGGGUUUGAACAAUGAAAAGCAAACAUCUCUUUACCUCAACACCUUUUACUAAAUUGAACAUAGUUGAGUUGAUCAAGUUGACUAUAUUGUGACAACAAUACAAGUAAAUCAGAAAUGGCGGAAGAAAAAAAAGGAUCAUUAAAAUCAGUUUUAUAUUUUGCAUUUGUUUUCUUCUUACUAUUGAUACCUUAUAUAACUGGAAAUAACAUCGAGGAACUUAUGUCAGAUUCAAUUAAUAAAGAUUAUUCAGCAAAAUGGAAUGGAUAUGAAUGGGAUGGAUUCAAGUCAUUAUCAAUUCUUUACUUUACAACGGCAAUUCUCUGUUGGCUUGCCCCGCCACUAAUAGCGAAACUUGGUCCAAAAUUGUCACUCGCAUUAGGUGGAGUUGGAGUCAGCCUUGCACUUUCAACCUACCUUUAUCCCUUUAAAUAUGGCCUGAUUGCUGCGGCAUUUAUGACUGGCUCAUCUACUUCAAUUUUACUGAUUGCCCAAGGAUCUUAUUUGGGUCUCGUCAGUUCAAAGGAAACAAAUUCUCGAGAUACUGGACUUUGCUACGCAAUAUAUCAAUUAGCACCUAUUACGGGCGGUACAUUGGUCAGCCUUCUUUUCAGUGGUAAAGAAAAUAUUCCGCGUGAAACUCGAAAUAUUCUGUAUCCUGUGUUGGUUGGAUUUGGUUUCAUUGGAGUUGUUUGCACGAUGUUUUUAAGGUCUUCCAAGUCCACAGCUAAAUCUCCUUCACCAGUUCAAGUGCUCAAGCAAUCAUUCCAGUUAUUGACUACCAAAAGGAUGGCUUGUUUGACAAUCACUUGUUUAUACACUGGUCAAAUAUAUUCAUUCAUGUCCAAUUUGUAUCCAACUUCAGUUGGUUAUACAAAAGUUUUUGGCGUUAAUCGUAAACAAUAUGCAGGCGAGAGUGGAAUCUGCUUGGGUAUCGGUGAAUUUUCUGCUGGCGUAUUACUUUUUCUAACUCGUAACAAUAAGAAGGCCGAACGAUUAUUGUUCAUUGGUUAUAUUUUGACUUUGCUAACUUUUAGUUCUAUUUUAUGUCAAUCUUCCAAACAACGCUAAUAGACUUGACACUGAUGAUUUAGCAAUCAUAAAAUCAAAUUUACCAUUAGCACUUCUCUGUGCUACCUUAUUAGGAUUUGUUGACGGCUGUUAUCAGACUCAGCUGUUCCGUACUAUUGUCAAACAUUAUCCUGAAAACACGGCCGCUCCUUUUGGAAUCUAUUUUAGCGCUCAAGCAGCGACUAUGGCGACAAUGAACCUGUUUUCAAGUGGUUGUGGACUCCAUGUACAUUGUAUAUUAUUGAUGAUUGGCUGUUCCAUUGGUACAAUCGCCUUUUUUGUCAGUCUUUCGGCGAAUGAUGGUAGGGGUGUUGAGGAUGAAACUGUUGAUACCAGGGACAAAACCAAUAGUAUCUGCAAUGGCAAUGAGUCAAAAAGUACUAUAAAUAUUGAUAGUAAAGCUCAGAGUGAACUUCACUCAAUUGACACAAGUAAUGGUGAUAUCAAAUUUCCAGCUCAUGACGUUGAAUCGAACAAUGUUUAGUUGUUUGCCUUAUGCUGAUAUUUUUCUAGGCCUUAAAAGUAUUAUUAUAUCCUGUUGAAUAUUUGUUUCAAACUGUAAAAUAUUCAUACAAAUAGCAUUUGUUCAUACCCAUUAAAUUAAACUGCAACAGUUGAUAAAAUAA